UUUAAAAUUAAUUGUAAUCGUAUUUGAUGUUUGUUUUGUGUUUUAUUUAGACAUUUUUAAUAUGAAAUUCUACGUUUUGUAUAAGUUUUAGCGGUGUAACACGCUUUACUGAUAUAAUGCGUCAAAAUAUUUAAAGAUCAUUUGCAUUUUCUAUCAUUAUAUUUGAGAUUGCUGAUUCUAUGGAAUUUUUCCCUUGUUACAUUACUAUUGCUAUGAUAUUUAGUUUUCAAAAAUUGUGUUCUGAAGCGCUUGUGGGAGACUAAAUAAUUGCCACUUUAUUAUUGUAAUAUUUUUUUAAAAGUGAUAUUGUUCAAAUUGAAAAUUCCUUUUUAAGUACUUUUUAAUAUUGAAAACUUCGUCAAUUCUAAUAUUCGGCAUUAAUUGAAUAAUGUGGGGAUCACAAGGUUGGAAUCAGUGGGCUUUGCAACCCGCUAUGUUUAAUGAUGUGCCACAUGAGCAGAUUGAUUGGGCAGAACUAGCCAAACAAUGGAUACAAAUGCAACAAACUCCACCAUCAGAUGGAACCCCAUCUCUACCUCCUCAAAUUCAUCCACCUGUGUCUUUAUCUCAUGCUCCCGGGCAUCCUCAUAUACCAGAUGAAGUCAAUGAGCGUAAUAUUAAUCCUCCUCUUUUGAAGACUCCAGCACCUCCUAGUCAUGUUUCUGAAAUAUUUCAUACUGAUAGGCCAUUUGAAUCUGAUUCUGAUAAUUUUAUGCCUAAGAGUGGAGAAACUAAUUUCUGGAGCAAACCUCAGUGGAGUGGAUCUAAUAAUGUUGAAGAGAGACUGUGGAACGCACCUGUUGAACCUGUUGCACCACCUAUAAUAGGUGGAAAGGAGACAUUUGAUUAUGGGCAUGUGCAUGAUAACCCUCCACUCGCAAUGCAGACAAUCGAUUACAAUCAUAUGUCAGAUUAUCCUUAUAAUCAGGUAUAUACUCCUCCAGUGCCUCCUCCUGUUGCAGAAAGUCAAUAUGAUCAAUAUUGGUCCCAAGUGAAUGCAGCACCCACAAUAGCUCCAAUAUUUUUAAAGAAAGAGAGAAACAUUACUUCUAAUGUUCCAGCUGAAGAGGAAACUACGCAACUUGAUGCUGCUAAGCGUAAACAACUUCCUGCUUGGAUAAGAGAUGGAUUGGAAAAAAUGGAGCAAGAGCGUUUAAAAAGGCUUGAAAAGGAGAGAAAUGCUAAGGAACGAGAAGAAAAAUUGUCUAAGGUGAAAUCUGAACUAAAUUCAAGAUCACCUUCAUUUGUACCGAAAUCAAAAUUUGACAGUGAUAGUGAAGAUGAACAAGUACAAGAGGCACCUAUUAAAAGAAAUUCUCCUAUUUUAAAACGAAUGCCAUCACCUAUAGAAGAUUUAAGAACUGAAGAAGAAAAAAAACAAGACAUGAUGUUGAAAGUUCGACGCACUUUGACUGAAGUUUUGCUUUCAGUUACUAAUACAGAAAUGGUGGCAAUUGCUCAAGAAGUAUAUAAAAAAGCAAAGUCAAAAGCUCCAGCUCGUCAGCUGGCCUCAACCACGUCACUGACUUCUGUAGCUUCUGGAUUACGUGGUCUUGCCAGCUAUGAUUCAGGGAGUGAAGGAAGUGAUGCCGAAGAUAGGAGUGAUUCUUCAGACUCCGAAGAAGAGCUGUAUCGUAAAAUUAAGGAAAAGAAACGGCUUUUUGCAGUUAAAGAAAAGAAGAUCAUCGCUGAUCUUGAUCGUAAGGAAUUAGAGGAUAAAACUGAUAGAGAAAAGAUGAAUAAUGGUAAUAUGACCUCUGAUAAAAUUGUGAAAGAAAAUAUCAGAGUAGAAGUGAAGGAAGAGAUUCAGGAAGAAUUAAACCCGGAAAAUAGCAAAUUAUCUCCUAUGAUGCCUUUUCAGAGGUCUGCAAAUUCAAAUGAUAUACCAUUUAUUAGUGAAAAUGAAUCUGCAGAGGAUAGCAAACAAACUAGUGAAACAAGCGUCAAGCCAGAGCCAAAAGAGGAAGAAAUGAAUUCUUCAGAAUAUUCGAGUUCUUCUGAUAGUGAAAGUAAUUCAAGUGAAAUGAAUAAGAAGAAAUCUCACAGUAAGAAAGAUAAAAGUAGCAAAAACGAAAAACGCGAAAGAAGCCCUUCAAGGCGAGAACGACAUCAUAAACGUAAGAGUAGAGACAGUGAUAGUUCAGGCAGGCACAAAAGAAGUCGUUCUCCCGAAAAAAAAUCUAGUAACAAAAAGAGAAAGAAAAGUAAAAGAAGUGAUAGCAGUAGCAGUUCGAGUAGUGUUUUGCAUAAGAAAAAAUCUAGUAAAAAGCACGAGUCAAAUCGUGGGCGUAGCAGGCGAAGUCGUAGUUAUGAGGACAGACGUAGACGUAGUUCGAGUCAUACGAAAAGUCACCAUAGGAGUGAGGGUCAUUCAAAUAAAUCUUCACGAAGUCAUAGACAUCAUGAUGAUAAAAGAUCAAGGGAAGAAAAGAGAUAUAAAGAUUCACAUAGGAGUCCUUCACCAUAUAGUCGUAGCUCAAAAAUUCCCAGGAAAUACCGUGCAAGUAGGUCACUUAGUUCAGAGUCUGAAAUUUAUGGUAAGAAAUCGAAGAAAUCCCGGAAUCAUUGAGAAGAACUUUUAAGGUAAUUGAAAGUUUGUUGCACAUGGGCACCUAAAGGACUGAUAGUUUUCCUUGGAAGCUGAUUAGGUCUCUAUUACAAUUUGAAAAUUUUGAUAUUUUGUAAAAUGUAUAUUUAUAGGCUUGAUGAAUUUUAAGAACUUCAAUCCACCAAUAGUAUGUAUACUUUAUAUUGCAAUUGUAUUACAUUAAGCACUUUGUCUUACGUUUCUGUUUAAUUGGCUAAUUAUUUUUUUUUAAUAAUUUUAUUUUAGUAAAAUUUAUGUACUGUAAAAUUCUUUUUUUUUUCUUCCCCUCCUCCGGUUAUUAACUUAAACUCUUUUUACUGAGUUAGCAAAAGUUACAUCAUUUGAACUGUCCUUUAAAGCAAAAUUGGGUCUUCUGAUUUUGUCAAUAAUGCAGGUGCUAUUAUGAGUUUUAAAGAUUUUUUUUAUAAUGAAUUAGGGAUUUAAAAUAAUUUGGUGUAUACUAAAGAAGGGGAAUAAUGCAAGCAUAUUUGAUUAGAUAAAAAGCAAUACUUUUUAGUUCCUUAGUAGUGCCCUUGUAAAAUUAUACAUAUAUGUAUUUUUUUCAGUUGACAAUUUUAUGCUUAUCUCUGAAUCUAAAAACUUCGGGCUUUUUAAUUAAUGUAGUGAGUGUGUGUUCUUCAUGUGAAGCCAGUAAUUUAAUGUUAAGUAACAUUUUUAUUUAAAGAGUUAUUGGACUUUUUCAAAGUAAAUUGAAUGUAAUUUUUGCCUUUUACACAAGUUACAAUAAAAUAUCCAUUGUAAUAACUUUAACUGUAAUGAACUUUCUUUUAUUAUUAUUAUUAUUAUUUUUUUUUUUUUUUUAUCAAACAGGGAUGUUAGCUAUUUUAUAAGUUAAGAAUAAAACUAAACAAAGAGUAAGAUUGUUUAUACUUAAGAGAUUUUGAAUUCUGAGACAUCAAAAACUGUUUGAGGUCUUAAAGUGAAAUAAUAAAAAUAGUGAGUGAAUAAGAGAAAUAAAGUGAUAGUCUGUUAUGUUAAACAUGUUGAUCUAUUAUGUUAAAUCUAACACAAAUAACUUUAUAUAUCAAUUUGUUAAUCUAUUAAUGUGAUUUUCUUAAGUUAAUGAGUAUGGGUGGGACCUUAAAUUUAGUUUCAUAAAUUAUUACUUUUUCUCUAAACAUAUUUUGAUUUUUAUUAUCUAUAACUCAUAUGCUAGUUUAUUGAAGAAUUGUGUAAAAUUGAAUAAAUUUUUUCCUUGUUAAAAAAAAACAGUAUAUAAACUUUAUAUUUUUAAAAAAAUUAUUGUUAACUGGAAAAAGUGCUAUAAUUUUGGGGGAAACCUCAAACAAACAAAACUGUGUUCGAAUAAAAAAAAAAAAAAUUCCCUUUUACUAAUGAGUAAAUUUGUAUUCUUUGUGAGCAAUUAAUGUUUACUGUAUCUGAAUUAUUUAAUGCAGAUACAUGAUAUAAAAAUGAAGUUAAUCAAUGAUCACUCAUAUUCUUCCAGUCUUAAGUUAAACAGUUUAUUAAUUUACUUACAUAAAAACUACUUUUAAAUCAAAUGAUCCAAUUUAAAAAAAUUAUUUGUGUACACCCCGAUAGCAAUUGUUAGAUGCUUAGAAUGAGGACAUUUUUUCUGAAAAAUUUACCACCUUUCUUUUUUCGGAGAAAAAAUUCUUAAUGAAAAUGUAUUAAAUUUUUUUAUAAUGUUGAGUUGUGUGGCAUAAAAAUAUUAAAACAUAAAUACUGAACUUAUUAUUGAAAAGAAAAUAUUUCCUUGGUUUGAUUGGUUCUUAAAAUUCCUCAAAAAACAAUCUCAAUAGAUUUGUUUACUAAAGGUCAUUAGUGUAAAAAAAAAAAAAAAAAACUUUUGGAACAAUAAAAAAUUCUCAUUAUCAGAAAAGUCUUGUAAGUUGUGUAACAUAUGAAUGAAAUUGUUUUAUCAAAAUAUAUCUAAAGCAUAGUAAAGUUUAAAAGAGUUAAAAAACGUAUGGUUUUUAUUGCCCAUGUAUAGAAGAAAUUUUUUUGUUUUAUUAUUUAUUUUUUUCUAACAGUUGCAAAUCUAUCAACACAUAACCUUUUGAAAAUAACUAGACAAAAUUACUUGAAUAUCCAACAUAUUUUACUAUUGUUUUUUUAAAAGGCAAAGCUUGAUUAGAUUAAAGAU
Parasteatoda tepidariorum (common house spider) is the source of this 4715-nucleotide messenger RNA. RefSeq lists its product as uncharacterized. The record is from RefSeq and is a predicted model, not a curated record. Lineage: Eukaryota; Metazoa; Arthropoda; Arachnida; Araneae; Theridiidae.